This is a messenger RNA of Labrus bergylta (ballan wrasse), 3235 nucleotides long. RefSeq names its product methyltransferase like 27 (gene mettl27). Lineage: Eukaryota; Metazoa; Chordata; Actinopteri; Labriformes; Labridae. Gene Ontology annotation, molecular function: methyltransferase activity. The record is from RefSeq and is a predicted model, not a curated record.
ACGGUGCAGUGAUACUGAGGUUACUCUGCCUGAAAGUCCAAGCUUCCUGUUUUUUUAUUAUGACCCUUGUGUUGACUGCAGAUUACACUAUACAGUCUGUGGUUUACAGCAUGAUUCAAAAGUUGUACCGGUGUAUUUGUGUUCCAGCCAUCUGAAAAAAAAAAAGAGUUACAGACAGAUUUGUCUAUAAUGUCGGCUGGUAGGACAUUAGAAAAUGUCAGGGCGACAAUCUUGUCCGCUCACAAGAGCUCCACCAUAGAAGAUAAGAUCAGCUUUUACGACUCCUGGGCAGAGAACUAUGAACAGGAUCUGGUUGUUCUUGACUACCGUGCACCAGGUCUGGCAGCAAACAUGAUCUCCUCUCAUUACAGCGGUGACCGUGAAGCAGCUCUCGUGUUGGAUGUGGCCUGUGGUUCAGGACUGAUGGCCAAACAGAUGAAGAAACUGGGAUUUGGACAUUUUGUGGGAGUUGAUGGAAGCAAGAGUAUGAUGAAGGUGGCUGAACAGAGUGAGCUCUACCAGGACCUGAAGCAGUGUAUGCUUGGAGAGGAGCCUCUACCUGUCCAGUGGGCUGGUUUGUUUGACAUAGUUUUGAUCACUGGAGCACUCAGUGAUGGUCAGGUCCCUGUUAGUGUAGUCAGAGAGCUGUGCAGGUCCACCAAACAAGGUGGCUACAUUUGCAUGACCACCAGAAGUAACCAUGACAAUCUGGUCUACAAAGCAGCUCUGGAGUGUGAGCUAGAGCAAAUGGAAGAACAGGGGCUCUGGUCUUCUGUUGAGGUCACUGAGGUGGAAAAAUGGGAGAGAGGGGUGUCAGACAAGGAGGAUGGUUAUAUACCUGGCGUUGUGUAUCUCUAUAAGAAACUAUAGGAAUAUUUAGGACAAUGUCAUAUUCCAGUUACUGCAUAAUACACUUUAAAAAGAGUCUGGAUUUCUGAUGUUGAAUAAAUGUUUCAGUUCCAUGUUAAAUAAUAUACAUUCUACAUGCUAAACCAUUUAGCAACAACCAUUUUCCCUUCUUGACAACCACUUCAAUUUGAUACAGAUGCACAGUAACUUUCCUAAUACAAGAAUAACAACACAAUCCAGAGAAACGAGUAAUAAAUGAAGGUGCAACCUUUGUGUGUUUGCUGUUUGUCUGUUGUAAAUUCAUAUCUGCAAUGAUGAAACAAAUGGGCUUUUUCAUGUUUUGAUGGAAAAAGUCAACUUUUUUCUUGUUGUUUGUCAAAGCUCUGGCGAAGAACGUUUGUGUUGAUUUUGGUAACCACUGUGGCUGUUUCUGCAGCAGGUUAAUAUUUGCCCUGUAUGAGACCUACACAGCAGUCGCAAUAACAAAAAGCUUAAAAAUAACUGUGAGGACAUAAUCAAACUUGUUGCUGACAGUUUGAUUUGUAGUUUUAGCUCAUUUGGAGGUAAUGUUUUCAAUUUCAGUCUCUGAAUCAGAAUUGUGUUUUAUUGCCAAGUACAUUUACGCAUACAAGGAAUUAGACUUGGUGUACAAACAAAUGUACAAACAUAUUUGUCUUCAUGCUAAGCUCAUUUAACUCUUGAGAAAGGAAUGGGGAAAAAAAGGCAUCCGUACCUUUAAAUUGGGCGGCAGUAGCUCAGUCUUUAGGGACUUGGGUUGAGAAGAACUAGUUCAAGUACAUUGUGGACUGAGUCUGGAAUGUGUCUGGUAGCUGGAGAGGUGCCAGUUCACUUCCUGAGCACUGCAGAGGUGCCCCUUGAGCAAGGCAAUACACCCCCAACUACUUGGGCGCUCUUUCAUGUGCAGCCCCCUCACUCCAUUAGUGCAUGUCCAUUAGAUCCUGUUUGUACAUGUGUGUGUAUUGUAGCCUAUGUGUGUGUAGCAUGUCUCAAUAACAAAGUGUAAAAGUCAUUUCACCUCAUGGGAUUAAUAAAGGAUAUCUUCUUCUUAAAGUACCUCCCUCUUUUGAGAUAUCUUUUGGCUUUCGCAACUGGGGUGGUGUUACGGUGCAGGAAGGAUAUCCAAUUGUUUGUUUUUGUUUUAUAUUAAAGCACAAACGUGUUCAAGUUAGUGGUGGAUUCAGGUAAUAUAUUGUGUUUAUAAAGUGAAGAAGGAACACGCUGUUCAAGUCUGAUAAAGAUUAGGAUCAAGGGGUAGGGCCAACAAUAGCAAUAAAGUAAAAGUAAAAUCAAACAAAGGAAUGUCCUUACAAUCAGAUUAUUUUUACAAGUGGAAUCUGACAUUAUGCAGCAAUUCUCACACAACCUGUUAUGCAGGUUGUUAACUAUAGUUUUCUCAAGAUUAAACAAGCCCUAAGUGGCUGUUGCUGCGUCUCUUUAAUUGUUGUCAUCUGCACACAGAGGUGAACAGGACAAAAUGUACCCCUCAGCCACCUGAGCCCCGGUGUUUAAAGUAAUAUCAUCAGGUUCUACCGUGGAUUCGAUUGUAAGAGUUGUUACAAAGAAAAGAGGAUUCUUCAUCUGCUACACCAAACCCACGUUGGAUAAAAAAAAAAAUGUCCACUCAAAGAACAUUUGAAACUGUGAGGGAAGUCGUUGCAUCGGUUCGUGCAAAAACUGUGGCUUGUGGAAAACUGGCUAUGUAUGACACCUGGGCAGAGAACUACGAUCAGGAUUUAGUUACUCUGGACUACCAUGCACCAGCUAUUGUAGCAAAGACCAUCUCCUCCCAUUUCAGCGGUGACCCUGAAGGUGCUGUUGUGUUGGAUGUGGCCUGCGGUACAGGACUGGUGGCAAAGUAGAUGAAAGAACUUGGUUUUGGACAUUUUGUGGGCAUUGAUGGAAGCAAGCUUAUGUUGGAGGAGGCCAAAAAGAAGGGACUGUACCAAGACUUGAAGCAAUGCAUUUUGGUACAAGAGCCACUUCCAGUGCAAAGUGGAUCAUACGAUGUGGUUGUAAUUUGUGGAGCCCUGACUGUGGAUCAUGUUGCUGUAAGUGUGAUCAGAGAGCUGUGCCACGCCUGCAAACCAGGUGGCUUGGUUUGUAUGACGUGCAGACAUGGUGAAGACAAUGUGGAAUACAAAGCAUCCUUGGAGCGUGAGCUGAAGGAGAUGGAGGUGGAGGGACUGUGGAGUUGUGUAGCUGUCACUGAGAAGGAACACUGGUCGAAAUCAGUGAAAGCUGCAGGGGACAUCUACAUAUCUGGAUCUGUGUACCUCACAGAAAACUGUAAUACAAUAUAACACUCAGCUGCUAUGUCACAAAUUGUUUAACAGCAGACAAUGUGAACAAUAAACAGUUAAAGAGA